Volvox carteri f. nagariensis is the source of this 1633-nucleotide messenger RNA. RefSeq lists its product as uncharacterized. The transcript has 12 exons. Lineage: Eukaryota; Viridiplantae; Chlorophyta; Chlorophyceae; Chlamydomonadales; Volvocaceae. Bases 272 to 1633 code for a protein of 453 amino acids. Gene Ontology annotation, cellular component: membrane. The record is from RefSeq and is a predicted model, not a curated record.
AAUCUCUGACGAACGGGAAAAAGUCGUCCAUCUAUUGACAUUACUACUUGUACAACUACAGGUCGGUUGAUCGAAGCCUGACUUCUUCUUUCUGUUGGCGCGCAGCACAGUAAUAAACAUAGAAUUUUACACGUGGAAACCUGCAACACGUUCCUGAGGUUCAGGAUAGGUCCAUUGGUCCAUAGGUUGCGAUUCAGCAUUAGUUUCUGUGUGCGGCAAUAAGCGUUUGGAAAUUUACCCAAGCAAAUCUUAUUUGUGCCUUUUGCACGCAAUGGGCAGCCUAACCAUGCGCGCUGCUUUAGUGGCGCUCCUCGUUAUCAUAGCCACAUCAGGAGGCGACGCGCAGCUCAGGAACUACCGCAGCAAAAAUGGCGUUCGAUUGGCUGGUGGCUCGGGGCCAAAAGGCAGGUUGGAGCUUUCAUCGGUUGACGCAUGGUUCAGUAAUUCCUCCGCGCCCACAAAGCCCGCCUGGAACGCGGUUUGCGACGAGGAUGUCGACGAAGAUGUUGCGCUGAUUAUGUGCCAGAUGCUCGGAUACUCGUACGGCAGGAAAGCAUACGACGCAAGAUUCUCGUACCGCAAGCCCCCCACAUCCACAGCCCGCAUCGGAAGGAUUACCUGCGAUCAGAAAGACUCGUCUAGGCGGGCCCUACGCGGGCUGCCGACCCAGACGACGGCAACGAAGAACGCUGGCGGCGCUGCCGACCAGCCCCUUCUGGAGGUCAACGUCGGCAGCGCCAGUGACGCUCAUGACCCACGGGUCGAUCGGUCGCUGUACACUCCGAGAAUGGCCACACUCAGGUCGCCCCCCAGCGCCCCCUACACGUGCAUGUUCGGCAUGGGUCGGUGCGAUACCCAGGGACCGCUGGCUGGGCUCGAGUGCUCUCAUACGCCGCUGGGUGACGCCUCGCCGCCGCCACCUUCACCGCCUUCGCCGCCGCCAGCUCCGCCACAGCAUUCGAGCUUUAUUAAGCUUGUAGGUGGGCGGCCUGCCGACCAACCCUGGAAUAAAGUGGAGUCCAACCUGGCGUGUAUUUCGGAUUAUUACCCCUGCACCAACUUUGGCCGAGUGGAGGCCCUGGUUGAUUCUCUUAAUGGUGAUGGCACAAUGACCUGGGCGCCAGUGUGCGCUAUCGAUGAUCCGGAUCUCGCAGACAGAGUCCGCAGCGUCAUUUGCCAGCAGAUCGUGGACUGGAUGCCAAACAGGGAUGGCAUGUCUCUGACCGUUAAUGCUGACGUGUCCUUCGAGGUGCCAUUAGACCCGGUAACUUCUUCUUCCGACUUCGACCCGAACAAGUACGAUACCUGGUUCACUGUCCUUGGUUACGACGGCGCAUUGGCACGGUUACAGGACUUCAUGUACAUGGCCUCACAAACACCAUGCGAGUCGCUGCUGGGAGUACAGUGCCAAGUGUUCAGGCACCCCUUGGACAUGGUGAAGCAGGCAUUCGAAUUCCCAACACAGCCGCAGCAGGUCUGGGUGUCCCCGCUGAUGCAACUACAGGCGCCACCACUGCAGGACAUCAGGCCAGAGUGGAUGUUGCAGCCCUGGGUCUCAGAUGUGGGCGGUGGAGAUUGCAACAGCCAUGAUGACAGCAAAGGCCGCCUCAAAGUGCAGACGUUCUCUGCCUGA